Messenger RNA from Talpa occidentalis (Iberian mole), 2213 nucleotides. RefSeq names its product PRA1 family protein 3. NCBI's taxonomy places the organism in Eukaryota, Metazoa, Chordata, Mammalia, Eulipotyphla, Talpidae. The transcript is spliced from 3 exons. The record is from RefSeq and is a predicted model, not a curated record. Gene Ontology annotation, cellular component: membrane. Gene Ontology annotation, biological process: negative regulation of transport. Bases 202 to 768 code for a protein of 188 amino acids.
UUAACCACUUAGAACCAAUCACGCAGGAAAGAAGGAACAGAAAAUCCGCCCUUCCGCUCCAGUUUCGUUUGCACUGCUGUGCGCCAACCGCAGAGCCAACGGAGGCCGAGCCACCAGAAUCUCUAUAACCCAGCUCAGCUGAUCGGUUGCCGCUCCCGCCGCCUCCGGAUUCCAGAGGCGAGGAACAAGAAGCUCGGCGACAUGGACGUGAACAUCGCUCCGCUCCGCGCCUGGGACGAUUUCUUCCCGGGCUCUGACCGUUUCGCCCGACCGGACUUCAGGGACAUUUCCAAAUGGAACAACCGUGUGGUGAGCAACCUGCUCUAUUAUCAGACCAACUACCUGGUGGUGGCUGCCAUGAUGAUUUCCGUUGUGGGGUUCCUGAGCCCCUUCAAUAUGAUCCUUGGAGGAAUUGUGGUGGUGCUGGUGUUCACGGGCUUUGUGUGGGCAGCCCACAAUAAAGAUAUCCUCCGGCGGAUGAAGAAGCAGUACCCCACAACCUUUGUCAUGGUGGUCAUGCUGGCCAGCUACUUCCUUAUAUCCUUGUUUGGGGGAGUCAUGGUCUUUGUGUUUGGCAUCACAUUUCCCUUGCUGCUGAUGUUCAUCCAUGCUUCGUUGAGACUUCGAAACCUCAAGAAUAAACUGGAGAAUAAAAUGGAGGUAAUAGGUUUGAAGAGGACGCCAAUGGGCAUUGUUCUGGAUGCCCUAGAACAGCAGGAAGAAAACAUCACCAAAUUCACCGAGUAUAUCAGUAAAGUCAAGGAAUAAAUCUGAGCUCGUGAGAGGGCUGCCACAGAAAUCCAGUUGCAAUUUGCCCACAUCCAAACCUCCUUUCUAUUUGUGUUCUUGAAAUAGGGGCUGCACAUACUUUGAGCUAUCUGUGGCAGCAUGCAUGUGGAGGCCAAACUCUUAACAUCUCUGAUGUUACAGAGGGAAGGCCUCAGAAAUAGAAAGAAACUGCCCUCCUAUUAUGAUGUCUGAAUUUUCAAGUGGGGUCACUGAAAUUGACUAAAAGUGGUUCACACAUACUUCUUUAGGGGAAUAAAAGAAAAUAAAACAAGUGUGGAUUGUAUGGUAACAACUCUGUUGUUCAGUAGGAAAAAGGUAAUUGUACAGUAUCAAGGCAAUGUGAAUAAAAGAAGACUGUUAAUGUGGAUUAUGUCAUGCAUUGGGCUGUUUUAAUCCCCUCUGGCAUCCUCCAAAAAUAUUCCCUAUGAUGAUAAUAGGUGGGAUAUAAAUGAGUUUUGUGUGUAAAAUCAAAGGUGAUUUUUGUCAUUUGGCCGCCUGUUUGAUGUGCAGUGAAAACUGGAUAAACCAGUUUAUAUUUUGUUUACAAAUACAAAGAUAGCUGUUGAGUAGACUAUUUUGUCAAAUUUUUGUAAGUUUUUGAAACAGUAAUGUGUUUUCUUGAGGAAGGUAUUCGUUGCAAACAAUGUUACCUUCUUUAAGGAGGCUAAAGCUAUGUAACCCGUAAUCUUGACAGUCUUGUUGAAAAACGAAAAAAUAAAACAAACCUUGAGUUCUGUUUAUAUUACACAAUUUUUGUUGUUCUAAUGACAAAAGGGUGUCUAAGAUAUUGUUUCCCAUGUUUUUUCAUUGUUUUAACUGGAACAUUUAGAAAGAAGCUGAAUGUAUAUAUUUAUUAAUGGCUUAGGGGCACAAAGAGGACAAUAAAUAUUGUUCUUUUGAAAUCUGAAAAACAUCUCUAGCUAACCAAGCAAAAAGACUUGUAAAAAUGGGAAUGAAAAAGGGAAUGAUCCCCAGCUUCUGCUGAUUCACAAAAGUUUCAGAUAGCAUAUGUUUUUAUAGCUAGACAUUAGAAUUAAGAUAGCAUGGGUUUAUUUUGUUGCAGUCUUCCUUUAUUUCCCAUGUAUUUAGAAAUAGAUUAUACAAAAUGUUUUGCUUGCCAAUUGAGUGAUUUCAUAAAUGAAUAGAAAACAUUUAGGUUUCUCUGACAUUGAUUUACGGAGACAAUUGGAGCAGCACUUACUGAAGGCACCUUCUGGAUGUCCUAGAAUAAGAAGCAACAGCAUGUGCUGCUCCUGAUUUUUCUUGUCUUUUGAUUUCUUGGCCAACCUGCAGCCUCCAUCUCUAGCACAGUGGGAUCACCAUAAUUUCACAGACAUGGUCUGGAAUUUGUGUCCUUACCCAAAUAUGAAGAAUAAAAUUUAUGAAAGACGUUUUUUUGUGAGACUUUAUUUAAUGCACCUCUG